Molecule: messenger RNA, 1682 nt
Organism: Neocloeon triangulifer
Lineage: Eukaryota; Metazoa; Arthropoda; Insecta; Ephemeroptera; Baetidae
Gene: galla-1
Product: cytosolic iron-sulfur assembly component 2A
Exons: 4
Coding region: 996-1535 (179 amino acids)
Source: RefSeq, a predicted model, not a curated record
AUGUGGUACUCGGAGGUCACGACCCAGGAAACCCCUGCCUAAUUGCACCGAGAAUUGCCAUUUUCGUGAGGAUCAAAGGGUGCCUAGCGGACACUUAAGGGUUAAGUUGGAAAGGUUGACGUCUACAAACCUCGGCUAGAAGCUUUUCGGGGUUGCUUGUGUCGGCGAGAAGGGCAAACAGGGUUAUGGCGAGGCCGUCGCGUGCUGCGUAGUAAACACGCUCUUUCAGCGACUCGGACACGCCGUCUUCCAUUGUGUCCGCUCGAAGACAGCUCCCGGACGACUAGUGCAUCACAGAGAGAUCGCCACGGUUCUAAUCUACCCUUAAAGACCGUCGCGGAGUGGAUGAUUAACAGGAAAGUUGCGUUGGUCUGCAGAUCCCUUUUUUUUAGUUCAGCCUCAGCGGGCUCAGUAUUCAGCUGCUUUUUAUUUUGCUGCCGGUGCUGCCCUCUCUUGGCCCUACCUGCAUCUGCAAGCUAGAGAAUUACCGGUUUAGAUUUUGAAGUGGAAAAUUGUGGGAAAAAAACAAAAUUUAAACGUUUUUAAGUGACUUUCUUCUAAUAAAAAAUUUAAUUGACAAAUUUACUGUAAAAUUAUCAAUUAUUUUACAGUUUAAAAACUAGUUGUUGUAAAAAAAGGACAUCAAUUUUUUUAAAUAAUUUUAAGAUUUUGCUGAGAAAUACCGAUAUUUCUAGGUUCAUAUUAUUAUUUUGUUAUACAGUUUCUUCGUUAUUCGUUAAAAAAUAUUGAAUUAGAUUUUCCGUGCAAUGCAAACUGAUUGCUUUUAUAGUAGUACUUAAAGAACAAAAAUAUACAAAUUCAUCUGAAAAAGAAAUCGUUUUUAUAAAAACCGGUAGCCGUUAGCUUUUUACAAAAGAAAUCGACUUAUUUGAUCAGCGAUCAGCUGGCAAUGUAAACAAAACAAAAUCGCAUGACAUGACGAGUCACGUUUAACAUCGCUAACAUCUUCUACGAUUUGCGAAAUGUUCUAAGCCAUGCUGUCGAGUCUCAUCAAGAAGUCGAGGUCGAUCAUAGGCCUGGGAGAGAAAAAUGCAGCUGUCGAUGGCUUUGUUGAGGUUUGCUCUGCUGACAAGGCGGACGUUGCCACUGAGAGCUUCAUGGAUGCUGAUGCCUUGAAGCUCAAACUUGAGGAGUUCAAGGAAAUUGUCUACGAGAGUAUAAGGACAAUCAAAGAUCCGGAGAAACCAUCAACUUUGGAGGAUCUCAAUGUUGUUUAUGAGGAUGGUGUCCAAGUUUUCAGCAUGGAAAACAGUGACACAAUUUUGGUCAAGGUUGAGUUCAACCCUACUGUUCCUCACUGCUCUCUUGCUACCCUAAUUGGCCUCUGCAUUAGAGCAAAGUUGCUCAAAAGUAUAGUCGAUCCUUUUAAACUUGAUAUUAAAAUUAAGGAAGGUGCACACAACACAGAGCAAGAAAUAAAUAGACAAAUCAAUGACAAAGAGCGAAUAGCGGCUGCCAUGGAAAAUCCAAACCUGAGAACGAUGGUGGAACAAUGUGUUGAAGAACCAGAUUAGUUAUAUUAAUAUUUUUUAAAUAAAAAUUUAUUAACGUUUGGUUUUUUUUUAAAUUGACCAUUAAAGUGAUAGUUUAUAUUUGUGAAUAGAAUUUUAUCUUGUGAAGUUCAUUGACCUGAAAAUUUAAUAAAAAUGUCUGACAGCUGA